This is a messenger RNA of Branchiostoma floridae (Florida lancelet), 2357 nucleotides long. RefSeq lists its product as uncharacterized. NCBI's taxonomy places the organism in Eukaryota, Metazoa, Chordata, Leptocardii, Amphioxiformes, Branchiostomatidae. Bases 55 to 1674 code for a protein of 539 amino acids. The transcript has 11 exons. The record is from RefSeq and is a predicted model, not a curated record.
UGUACUGACUACAGUUUGUACUGAGGAGUCCUAACAAGAGACAGAAUCCCAACCAUGCUAACUCCACUUGUUCUCUCCCUCCUCCUCUCUUACACAGGAGGACAGGCCACAGCCCAGUGGCAGGGUAAUGAGAUCACAGGAGGAGUUGUUGAUGGACAUGACACCAGUCACUACUGUGCCCUGUGCUGUGCCACCCAGGGUACUGAUGUGUGCGCACAAGAAAGCCAAGUUCUCAGUCUACAGAAUACUGUUCAGCAGUUGCAGGCUCAGAUACAAGUGAUGCAAACCUCACAAGGAAGACCCAGGGACUGUUCAGACCUGCUACAGGAAGGGUAUGACAGCAGUGGGAUCUACACCAUCUACCCCUUCUCCAAUGAUGUACAGGACAGUGGCAGGAGUGUGGGGGUGUUUUGUGACAUGACUACAGACGGUGGUGGAUGGACAGUUUUCCAGCGUCGUCAGGAUGGUUCUGAGGACUUUUACCGGGGCUGGGCUGAUUACAAGGCUGGGUUUGGCAAACUGGAUGGAGAGUUUUGGUUAGGUAAUGACAAGCUGCACCAGCUGACCAGCCAAGCCCAGUAUGAGCUGCGGGUUGACCUGGAGGACUUUGAGGGGAACAGUGCGUAUGCACAGUACCAGGUCUUCACUGUGGGGAGUGAAGCUGCACGCUACAUGCUGACUAUUGGAAACUACACUGGGACAGCAGGAAACUCCAUGGCCGCACAUAAUGGAAUGGCAUUCAGCACCAAGGACAGGGACUAUGACACUGCUGGUAGUUCUUGGUCCUGUGCCCAGAACUACAAGGGAGCCUGGUGGUACGCUGCCUGCCACCGUGCCAACCUGAACGGCCUGUACCAUGCAGGUUCCCAUACUUCCUACGCAGAUGGAGUCAACUGGUACGCUUGGAAGGGCCACUAUUACUCUCUGAAGCACACUGAGAUGAAGAUACGCCCAAUAACUAACCUUCAACUAUCUCACCAGAUACAAAUGCUACUGGCCUUUCAAGGAAGACCCAGGGACUGCUCAGACCUGCUGCAGGAAGGGUAUGACAGCAGUGGGAUCUACACCAUCUACCCCUUCUCCAAUGAUGUACAGGACAGUGGCAGGAGUGUGGGGGUGUUUUGUGACAUGUACACAGACGGUGGAGGAUGGACAGUUUUCCAGCGUCGCCAGGAUGGUUCUGAAGACUUCUACCGGGGCUGGGCUGAUUACAAGGCUGGGUUUGGCAAACUGGAUGGAGAGUUUUGGCUGGGUAAUGACAAGCUGCACCGGCUGACCAGCCAAGCCCAGUAUGAGCUGCGGGUUGACCUGGAGGACUUUGAGGGGAACAGUGCGUAUGCACAGUACCAGGUCUUUACUGUGGGAAGUGAAGCUGAGCGAUACAACCUGACUGUGGGGGGUUACAGUGGAACUGCAGGAGACUCCAUGACUGCCUAUCACAAUGGCUGGCCAUUCAGCACCAAGGACAGGGACUAUGAUGGCAGCACCUACCCCUGUGCUGAGCGCUGCAGGGGAGCCUGGUGGUACGCCCACUGCCACCACUCCAACCUGAACGGCUUCUACUACGCGGGAAACCACACCUCACGGGCUGAUGGAGUCAACUGGCUGGCCUGGAGGGGGUUCUACUACUCCCUGAAGCACACAGAGAUGAAGAUACGUCCCAUAGUUAACUAGAGCAGGGAUGUAAUGUGCACUUGUUGGUGAUCAGCACAGCCUUCAAAAACAUUGAAUUCUUCACUACAUGUAUUUGAUAAUAAAGAAUACUCAUCUUAACUUGCUAGGAUGCUGUAUAAGCUUGAAGAACCAUGGAUGUAUCAAUAAAUUGUGUUCUGAAUUGAACAAUCCAAAGAUUGCCAGGUACUAUAUCAUUUUGUUUAAAUAAUCAACAGAAUUCAAAUCACCAGAUUUCUUCUGCUGACUGUCUAGAACUCAGUACCACACAUCACUUCAAGUUGACCUAUGAUUUCAUUUUGAUCAGUUGUUGUAAUGUUGUGUUAUUUUAUGUUGGGGUCUCCCCGGCCCCCCAGGAGGCAUUGAAAAACACCAGUAGGCGAUGUGUUCUUGCCUGGUUAAAUAAACUGAACUGAACUUUUAACUAUGUAAGUAACCAUUGUUUGCAAAGUGAAAGUUGUCUAUAGUUUUACAACUUCAUGUAUGACAGGUGCUUGUUCUAAACACAUUUGGAGGCAUUAAGUCUGUACAACACUUCCUCUCAUAGUAUCCAAGCACACACAUUUACAUUAGUCUAAUGGCAUUGUUUUGAGUGAAUAACUUAAAAGUCAAUGCACAUAUAUAUAAGAACAAACAUCACGUUUCAGUCUAGGAGCCACGAUAAAUUUUUGAAACCCCAGCAAUUG